Messenger RNA from Peronospora matthiolae, 3084 nucleotides. NCBI's taxonomy places the organism in Eukaryota, Oomycota, Peronosporomycetes, Peronosporales, Peronosporaceae. The record is from the annotation of a GenBank genome assembly.
AUGCUGGGUAAGGUCGCGCACUGGCUGGCCAAUCGACACGAGGCGAAGCGUAGCGCAAGCGACGCGUCUGUACAGCAGCACUACAACGCUCUUUCCCGACUCAAGAAAGCCACGACGGCAGUUGUACGCAAAGGAAAUGCAGCUGAGAAAAAGAGUGGAGGCAGUCAAGACCCAAGGGCUCGUGCUCGGGAUGUCGCGCUGCCUCGAGAGCAGCGUCAGCCACUGACAGAGCGCGAUCUUUGUGUCGCCGAGCUCUGCACGGCAUUGGACGAGUGUCUAGUGAUGGGGAUCAAGCCGCGAGGUGGUGAGAAACAGCAGCAGCCGUCCUGGUGGCACGUGCUGUAUGCCAGUACGCUCAUUGUGGACGAGCCCACGCUUGUGCAGAGUGUAGUGUCUGCUGCGUUCCUAGCGGAGACUGAUGCAGGAAAGGCUCGCUGCUGGCUGAAGAUCGCGCUGAACAAUCACACGAUUGAGUCGAGCAUUAUGAUGAUCUUUUCUAUGCCUUGCGAGCACUUGAUCCGCAGCAGCUACGACGAAAAGUCGCUGGUUCGGUGCUCUGAAGGUCUGGGUGUCUUCCUAGAGCUUGUUAUCGCUCUUCGGGAAGUGCGCUUUGCAAUCGAAGUGAGCGGUGAACCGUUUCAGCGGCCGGAGACAUCGAAAUUACUUGAUCCAGCGCCCGGACCAGAGAGGACUAGUGAGGAUUUGAUGUUUACUAUCACGGACGCAGACAUUGCUGCGGCAGUUGGGGUAUCGCCUUCCAGAGAUGGAUCUCUCCCUGAGACCGAUUCAGUAUCCACCGAAAUCAAAGACAGUAGAAAUGAGACCCAAGAAGCCGCGAGUGUAACGGAGAAUGAACAGGAAAAGGAUGUUCCGUCACUAUCGCACCAACUGAAGGAUACAGUCCCGUGGCAGCACGUGUUCGGCGUUAGUUUGGCAUUGCUGUGUCAAAACCCACAUCACAGCCGCUAUGCGCUGAUUGAUCCACUGCUAGCGCUCCCCAAUGUUGUGGACGACUGUGUGGCGGUAGUGAGACGAAAGCCCGAUACUCCAAGAUUGUUGCGUGCGACCGUUUUAAGCAUUCGCUUGAAUCAGCUUCGAGAAGUCGUGGAGACUGAAGGGUCGCUACCACAAGAUCUGGACCCACAAUGUGCAUCAGCGUUGCUCUUAGAUUUUUUGAAGAACCUACCAGACUCCUUGUUGACGGAUGGUAAGUACGAGGCAUUUGUGGCAGCGGGACAAUUGAAUGAUGAAGACGCGAGUGUGCACGUGAUUACGGGUUUAGUGAACGACUUGCCCGUGCACUGCCAGAUUGUGCUGAACCAGGUAGCCAGCUUGAUGCACUUCCUGCAACAGCCCGAUCAUUCCGUGAAUAAUGGCGUGGACGUUUUCACAGCGUCAACUGUUCUUGCCCCGGCCAUAGCUUUUCGGAAAGAAACAGAAAGAGGUUUGCUGCCUGAUCACUUGCAUGCUAGUACGCAUUCACAGUAUCAAGAUCUCCGAUAUGCUGCAGUAGCCGCUCCAUUGGCUGAGCGAAUGAUACAGCACUAUGCAACCAUUUUCCACUCCAUUCAGGUACGACUUGUCGAUGCGGUCGAGCGAGUGGAUGCCAAAAAGAGAGCGCUAUGCAUGGUGUCACAUCAACUGAAGCUUCAGCCGGAACUGAACGUCUCGUUGGAUAGGCAGCAAGUGGACGAGAUAUCUCGGUUGUUCUGUGAGCAUUUAGCAAGGGAUGAUGACGGCUCGCUGUCACCAUCAUUCGUAUCACCCAUUGGGCAAAUACCGAGAAGUUCGAAGACCCAGACCCAAGCAGAUAUGGAGAAUACGUCACAUUGUUUGACUGGCAAAGUAACUGAACCGGAUCUUGUACAUAUCUGGAACCAAUUUGGAUUCAACAGACCAAGUGUCUUAGCGAACUUUCAGCACGGUGGCGUGCUGAUGCUGCGAGCGCUUCUGUACUGGUUGCAAAACGACCCAGGUGCAUUGUUCAUGCUAAGGACCCGUGCAUUGCCAUCUAAGCUGCCGUCUUACGACGCCGGGCUGGUAGCAUCGUCUAUCUGCGAGUCGCUGGUGAAGCUGUUGAAUCUGUCCCUAACCUCGAAGCGUCCGGAGAUUGAUAUCGUAGCAAUGUCGUUGGAGCCUUUUUGGAAACUCUUUGACGAAGACAUGUAUUUCGAGAAGUUAUUCUCGCUCACGUUUCAGGUGUACGAUCAACUGUGGACUCAGCUUGACCCGAAGGCGACAUCUUUUACUCGCGUAAUGACGGAGACCGAAAAAGUUGUGAAUGAAUUGCUCAAGAAGGCGCCUAUCCUCGUUAAUGAUCUUCGAGUGGAAUGGGACGUGAUUUCGGCGCGUCGUGCAGAAGAGGUGAAUGGAGGAGAGGAGAACGAGAAGCAAGGAGAGCUGGUUGAAGGCGAAGCGCUUCCGAUUGCGACUCCAAUUGACCCUCUUCUUUUGUCGUCUCCUUUUCGCACUUCCAAGGAGCGAUCUUCUUUCGAAUUUGACUCGGAUGACUAUAAACUCAAGCUGCUCGAUUCGUCAAGCAUUUUAACAUUGGAGCACAUUGCACAGAUUGACCACGCUUUGCCCGUUACGAGUCAAUUAUGCCAGUGGUUUCGGAUCUACAGUUUAGAGUCGAAUGGAUCUUCAUUGGAGACGCUCCUUUUUCUCGCAAAAAACCAAAGCCCGACGUUGUUGAUUGUCAAAGACGCUGAGAAAAACGUUUUUGGUGGGUUUGCGUCGGACGAGUGGCAUCACGCAUUCCACUAUUAUGGCACAGGUGAGUCAUUCUUGUUCUCCUUUGGAAACUCGAGUGGCGGCUUCGUCAAAUACAAAUGGAGUCGCAAAAACAGCUACUUCAUGCUGUGCUCCGACACAUCCUUAAUUAUGGGUGGUGGAGGCAACUUUGGCUUGUUCCUGGAUGGCGAUUUGUCUGCUGGGACUACCGGAGCGUGCGAAACGUUCGAUUCAUCUCCAUUAUCUACUUCGCAGCAGUUUUGUUGCGUUCAAUUGGAGCUGUGGGGUUUUGCAUUCGGAGACAAGCCCGUUGGUCUCGGUGACCGACGAAGAACAAGUGUGUUGGACUAG